AUGUUAUUUAGCAAAUUUAAAAAAUAUUCCAGUUAUGUAUACUGUCCAUAUUGUGACAAAUUAUGGCCUGGAUGGGAUGUGGACCUAUAUAAAAGUCAUCCAGAACAAAAAGGACCCGCCAUAGAAUUUCCAGGUGUUUGUAUAAAGGUAUUUAUUUGUUUUUUACAAAAGACAGCACAACAAAUUGUACAAAAUAAAUUAUUGUUACAAAAGGAAAAGAUGAGUAGCUUUGUUUUCAUGAAAAUUGUCUUUGAAAAUUUGUUAAUAGCAUCACUAGAAUUUCUGAAUCAUUAUGAAAUUAAGACAUUGGUGAAAGCACUUGAGGAAAUACCUUGGGAAGUUUCUCAGAGUGGAAGAAGGAAACAGAAUUUUGGUCCAAAGUGCAAUUUCAAGAAGAAAAAACUUCAAUUGGGUCCCUUCAAUGGAUUUCCAAAGUCCACUCAAUUUGUACAACAAAAAUUUUCUGAAGAUCCUAUUCUCAAAACUUUUCAAACGGUAGAGCAAUGUACUUUAGAAUAUAAUCCAAUAAGAGGAGCUUCAAUAGAUCCACAUAUUGAUGAUUGCUGGAUUUGGGGUGAAAGAAUAGUUACUGUAAAUGUUAUGGGUAACUCUGUCUUAACAAUGACUCCUUACCAUGGUCCAGUUACGAAAUACAAUUUGGAAAGUGUUGCAGAAUAUUCUACAGUGUACAAAGACCUAAAUUUUGAUAAAAGGAAUAAAACUAAAAGUAUUGAAGAUAUUGUUGUAAGACUCCCAAUGCCAGAAGGAUCUCUCAUGGUUCUUUAUGGUACUGCCAGGUACAAAUGGGAACACUGUGUUCUAAGAGAAGAUAUAAAAUCUAGGCGAAUUUGCUUAGCUUAUCGUGAAUUAACUCCCCCAUAUUUAAAAAACUCAUCAAAUAAUCAUGAAGUUAGAGAACUCUUAAAGAGAGCUUCAGUCUUUCAAUGA
Messenger RNA from Habropoda laboriosa, 948 nucleotides. RefSeq names its product alpha-ketoglutarate-dependent dioxygenase alkB homolog 4. Gene Ontology annotation, biological process: oxidative demethylation. Lineage: Eukaryota; Metazoa; Arthropoda; Insecta; Hymenoptera; Apidae. Gene Ontology annotation, molecular function: oxidoreductase activity; demethylase activity. The coding region runs from base 1 to 948 and encodes 315 amino acids. The transcript has 6 exons. The record is from RefSeq and is a predicted model, not a curated record.